AUGCAAAUUUUUGUCAAAACAUUAACUGGAAAAACUAUAACCCUUGACGUCGAGCCAUCUGAUACCAUUGAGAAUGUUAAGGCAAAAAUUCAAGAUAAAGAAGGAAUUCCACCUGACCAACAAAGAUUAAUAUUUGCUGGAAAACAAUUAGAAGAUGGAAGAACAUUAUCAGACUACAACAUUCAAAAGGAAUCUACAUUACACUUAGUAUUAAGACUAAGAGGUGGUAUGCAAAUUUUUGUUAAAACAUUAACAGGAAAAACUAUAACCCUUGACGUUGAGCCAUCUGACACUAUUGAGAAUGUUAAGGCAAAAAUUCAAGAUAAAGAAGGAAUUCCACCUGACCAACAAAGAUUAAUAUUUGCAGGAAAACAAUUAGAGGACGGAAGAACUCUAUCAGAUUACAAUAUUCAAAAAGAAUCCACCUUACACUUAGUGUUAAGAUUGAGAGGUGGUAUGCAAAUUUUUGUGAAAACAUUAACAGGAAAAACCAUUACUCUCGAUGUUGAACCAUCUGACACCAUUGAGAAUGUUAAGGCAAAAAUUCAAGAUAAAGAAGGAAUUCCACCUGACCAACAAAGAUUAAUAUUUGCAGGAAAACAAUUAGAGGACGGAAGAACUCUAUCAGAUUACAAUAUACAAAAAGAAUCCACCCUACACUUAGUGUUAAGACUAAGAGGUGGUAUGCAAAUUUUUGUUAAAACAUUAACAGGAAAAACUAUAACCCUUGACGUUGAGCCAUCUGACACCAUUGAGAAUGUUAAGGCAAAAAUUCAAGAUAAAGAAGGAAUUCCACCUGACCAACAAAGAUUAAUAUUUGCCGGAAAACAAUUAGAAGAUGGAAGAACUCUAUCAGAUUACAACAUUCAAAAGGAAUCUACAUUACACUUAGUAUUAAGAUUAAGAGGUGGUAUGCAAAUUUUUGUUAAAACAUUAACAGGAAAAACUAUAACCCUUGACGUCGAGCCAUCUGACACCAUUGAGAAUGUUAAGGCAAAAAUUCAAGAUAAAGAAGGUAUUCCACCUGACCAACAAAGAUUAAUAUUUGCCGGAAAACAAUUAGAGGACGGAAGAACUCUAUCAGAUUACAAUAUUCAAAAAGAAUCCACCUUACACUUAGUGUUAAGAUUAAGAGGUGGUUUUUAA
This is a messenger RNA of Plasmodium adleri (nom. inval.), 1146 nucleotides long. RefSeq names its product polyubiquitin. Gene Ontology annotation, cellular component: cytoplasm; nucleus. NCBI's taxonomy places the organism in Eukaryota, Apicomplexa, Aconoidasida, Haemosporida, Plasmodiidae. The transcript has 2 exons. Gene Ontology annotation, biological process: protein ubiquitination; modification-dependent protein catabolic process. Gene Ontology annotation, molecular function: protein tag activity; ubiquitin protein ligase binding. Bases 1 to 1146 code for a protein of 381 amino acids. The record is from RefSeq and is a predicted model, not a curated record.